GCGGCAGGCGUGCUCGCACAGAGCCAUGGUUGAUUUCCGCCGGUCCGUCUUCAGUCUGAGUGGCUGGAUCCUUUUGCUGCUGCUGCUGCACCUGCUGAAUCUGCCUUUGCAGGUAAUUGCUAUGCUAGGAUUACACUCCUGCGCCCCUGAUGAAUACUGGUCUAAGCACUUCUGCUGCAAGUCCUGUCCUGCAGGUAUGUUCGUCCACGAGCCCUGCACGAUCCCCCAUACACAAGGACAGUGUGAGACUUGUCACCCAGGAUCGUUCACGGAAAGAGAUAAUGGCCUGGAUGAUUGUAUGCGUUGCUCCACCUGUGAUAAAAACCAGGAAAUGGUGGCCGACUGCUCUGCCACCAGUGACCGGAAAUGCCAGUGCCAAACACGUCAUUACUACUCUGACCCAGAAUCUCCAGAAUCGUGCCGCCAAUGUACCAAGUGUCCCCAAGGAAUCCCUGUCCUCCAGGAAUGCAACUCCACAGCUAACACAGUGUGCAGCCUGUCUGCUUCAAAUCACAGAGACCGGCAGCUCCUACUGUUACCAUCUCUGAGCGUACUAAUUUUUGCCAUUGUUGUCUACUAUAUCCUAUGAAGAUAAGGGUUCUACAGAUGUCGUCUUAGCUAUCAUUUUAUUGCUGUGAAGAGACACCAUGGAGGCAAUCUUUUAUUAUUAUUAUUAUUAUUAUUAUUAUUAUUAUGUCUUAAACUUGAUUUGGCCUCAAACUCACAGAGAUCCGGACUAAGGUAACUCUAAUAAACGAAAGCAUUUCAUUGGGACUGGCUUACAGUUUCAGAGGUUCUGUCCAUUACUGUCAUAGUGGGGAGCAUGGCAGACAUGAUGCUGGAGAAG
Apodemus sylvaticus (European woodmouse) is the source of this 847-nucleotide messenger RNA. RefSeq names its product tumor necrosis factor receptor superfamily member 22-like. The transcript has 6 exons. The record is from RefSeq and is a predicted model, not a curated record. Bases 26 to 589 code for a protein of 187 amino acids. Gene Ontology annotation, biological process: TRAIL-activated apoptotic signaling pathway; positive regulation of apoptotic process. Lineage: Eukaryota; Metazoa; Chordata; Mammalia; Rodentia; Muridae. Gene Ontology annotation, molecular function: protein binding. Gene Ontology annotation, cellular component: plasma membrane; cell surface.